This is a messenger RNA of Triticum urartu, 1315 nucleotides long. Its product is annotated as indole-3-glycerol phosphate lyase, chloroplastic-like. Gene Ontology annotation, molecular function: tryptophan synthase activity. Gene Ontology annotation, cellular component: cytosol; chloroplast. The record is from RefSeq and is a predicted model, not a curated record. Gene Ontology annotation, biological process: L-tryptophan biosynthetic process. NCBI's taxonomy places the organism in Eukaryota, Viridiplantae, Streptophyta, Magnoliopsida, Poales, Poaceae.
AACUCAUGCAUCGUUCACAAACAAUAAAUCUCCAAUACACAAGAAGGUUUCUCAGUCAGCUAGAGAAAUGGCUUUCGCGCUCAAUGCGUCUUGCUACCCUUCGUCUUUCCAGUCGUCGCUGCUCCCGAGGCGGAUGGCAGCAGCGGUGAUGAUACCGAGGCGGAGGAAUGUUCUGCCUGUCAUUAGGGCGGUUGCCGUGGCUCCGCCCGCCCCGGCGCCGGCGAAGCCAGCAGCCGUGAGGAGCCGGCCCGUGUCGGUCACCAUGGCCAAGCUCAUGGCUAAGGGCAAGACAGCGCUCAUCCCGUAUAUCACCGCCGGUGAUCCUGACCUGGCCACAACGGCAGAGGCGCUGCAUCUCCUGGAUGCCUGUGGCGCCGACGUCAUUGAGCUCGGCGUGCCGUGCUCCGACCCCUACGUGGACGGUCCGAUCAUCCAGGCUUCGAGUGCGAGGGCUCUCGCUGGCGGUGCCACAAUGGACGGCGUGCUGGCGAUGCUCAAGGAGGUGACGCCGGAGCUGUCGUGCCCUGUGGUGCUCUUCUCGUACUACAGGCCUAUCUUAUGUCGAGGGUUGGCCGAAAUCAAAGAAGCCGGUGUACACGGUCUUAUAGUGCCUGAUCUCCCUUAUGUAGCCGCGCAUGCAUUAUGGAGUGAAGCCAAGAAGAACAACCUCGAGCUGGUGCUGCUCACAACACCAGCCAUACCAGAAGAAAGAAUGAAGGGAAUCACGAAAGCUUCGGAAGGUUUCAUUUACCUGGUGAGCGUCAAUGGAGUUACAGGUCCCCGUGAAAACGUGAACCUGCGGGUUGAGUCCCUCAUUCAAGAGAUAAAAAAGGUUACUGACAAACCUGUUGCUGUUGGCUUUGGCAUAUCAAAACCUGAACACGUAAAGCAGAUUGCAGGAUGGGGUGCGGAUGGGGUGAUCAUUGGCAGUGCGAUGGUGAGGCAGUUGGGUGAAGCAGCUUCGCCCAGAGAAGGAUUGAAAAGGCUAGAGGCAUAUGCGAGGAGCAUGAAGAAUGCACUACCAUGAUGAAGUGUGUGGAUGGACACAGCACCAGUAAUAAAUUGAUCGGAAGCCCAGUAAUAAAGCUACUCCGACUAGAUCAUCAAUAUGUUAUCAGCAUGUGGAGUUAAAAUCGGAGUACUACCGUGUUUCCAGUUCAGCGAGUAGAUCGUCAUUGUAUCAUUAGCCUUUGGCCGGCCGGUGAUGGUCCUGAGUAACUAGUUCACCGGUUACAGCAAGUUGGAAUAAGCCGUGUAUAUACAAAAAUGUGCUUGAAUCCAUGACUCGGCAAAUAAAACAAGAUGUGCUCAUGCU